Vitis riparia (riverbank grape) is the source of this 1657-nucleotide messenger RNA. RefSeq names its product probable lactoylglutathione lyase, chloroplastic. Bases 180 to 1265 code for a protein of 361 amino acids. Gene Ontology annotation, cellular component: cytoplasm. Lineage: Eukaryota; Viridiplantae; Streptophyta; Magnoliopsida; Vitales; Vitaceae. The record is from RefSeq and is a predicted model, not a curated record. Gene Ontology annotation, molecular function: lactoylglutathione lyase activity; metal ion binding. The transcript has 9 exons.
AGUCGGGAAAUUAAACCCCCUAUAAGCUCACUCCACCUUGCUCUUUUUUUAUUCUCAUUCCUUGUUUCCAAACAGCGCCGAUAUUAUCAGAACCUCGGACGCUCUCGCCAGUGUCCAGACGCACAUACUUGAUACUCGUAGGAAAAUUCUAGUGAGAGAAGGCAGAGGAGGUAGGAGAGAUGGUGAGGAUAAUCCCCAUGGCGACGUCGUUUCGACCUUCUCUUUCCUCUUUCGGAUUUUCUACUUCUUCUCGACUUGGUUUUCCGCUUUCCACAUUCAAUAUUUCUCGAACGGUCACUUCGCUACACGUCGGCAGCGCUAUUCCGCAGUCCCAAAUUUUUGGUCUAAAUGCUUCUAAAUUGUUAAGAGGAGAAGGCAAUGCCAUGGGAUUUAAUGCAACCGGAAAUAUUGCUCACGCAAGCACUAGUGCUGCCCAAGAAAAUGUUCUAGAGUGGGUGAAGAAGGACAAGCGAAGAAUGCUCCAUGUUGUGUAUCGUGUUGGGGAUUUGGAUAGGACCAUAAAAUUCUACACAGAGUGCCUAGGGAUGAAGCUUUUGCGAAGGCGAGACAUACCAGAGGAAAGAUACACAAAUGCCUUUCUUGGAUAUGGGCCAGAAGAUUCGCACUUUGUUAUUGAACUCACAUACAAUUAUGGAGUUGACAAGUAUGAUAUUGGAGCUGGUUUUGGCCAUUUUGGUAUUGCAGUUGAGGAUGUUGCUAAGACUGUGGAUCUCAUAAAGGCUAAGGGUGGCAAAGUAACCCGGGAACCUGGUCCUGUUAAAGGUGGCAGUACAGUUAUUGCUUUUAUUGAAGAUCCUGAUGGCUAUAAGUUUGAACUUUUGGAAAGGGGACCUACACCUGAGCCAUUGUGUCAAGUUAUGCUUCGAGUUGGUGAUCUUGAUCGUUCCAUAAAUUUUUACGAGAAGGCUUUUGGCAUGGAGCUUCUCCGUAAAAGAGAUAAUCCUGAGUACAAGUAUACAAUAGCAAUGAUGGGCUAUGGUCCUGAAGAUAAAAAUGCUGUUCUGGAGCUGACUUACAACUAUGGAGUCUCUGAAUAUGACAAAGGAAAUGGUUAUGCUCAGAUUGCAAUUGGCACAGAUGAUGUCUAUAAAACUGCAGAAGCUAUUAAACUCUCUGGUGGGAAGAUUACCCGAGAACCGGGACCAUUGCCUGGCAUUAACACCAAGAUUACUGCAUGCCUGGAUCCUGAUGGUUGGAAGUCGGUUUUUGUUGAUAAUAUUGAUUUCCUCAAGGAAUUGGAUUGAAAACUUUGGAAUGUCACUAUAUCAAAGUCUGCGAGGACGGAUCGGGAGCUAAAAUGGUUUGAUCAACUCAAACCUUACUUCUGGCCAGGAUGAUUCUUCCAGAGAGUCCAUCUGAGAGUGUAUCAAUGCCAUCUUUGUCGAUAAAAUAAUCCCAACUAUUACAAUAACCAUCGUUUAAGCAUCUCCUUCCCUGUAGUUGGGCAGCAUUGUAGAAAGUAGACAAUAUUAAUUUUCUGCUUAUUUAUUUAUUCUUUUUGCUCUUUUUGAAGAAAUCAUUCCCUGUCAAGGAAAACUCAUGUUCAAUCAGCAACUGCAUUUAAGUUUAACAAGCUGAUUUUAAGAUCAAAACUUUUGCAGGAAAGUCCGUAUGCCAAUCUCAAUUUAUGCAUGAA